CUCUCACCGUCACAAUAACAUAGCAUAACAUAAACCCAGAGCUAAAACCCUACCAAAAGCCCAUCUCAGUCUCUGUGUGUGUGCGAGUGUGUGUGUAAAUUCUCAGCAAUGCAUCGAAUAGUUUCAAAAUUAGCUUCAUCGAUCACUUCAUCUACUUCAAGAAAAGUUGUGUGUAGCAGAGUUGUCUGCAAUAGAAAUUAUGGUGCCAAGGCUAUUAAUUUUGGGGUCGGGGCUCGGGCCGCAAUGCUGCAAGGCGUUUCUGAGGUUGCAGAAGCUGUAAAAGUCACAAUGGGACCAAAGGGCCGCAAUGUGAUAAUUGAGCGAAGUCAUAAGGAUCCUCAAGUCACAAAGGAUGGUGUUACUGUUGCCAAAAGUAUCAGCUUCAAGGAAAAAGCCAAAAAUGUUGGUGCAGAUCUUGUAAAGCAGGUUGCAAUUGCUACUAAUACUGCUGCUGGAGAUGGUACUACUUGUGCAACUGUCCUAACUCAGGCAAUACUCAUGGAAGGGUGCAAGUCAGUAGCUGCCGGUGUGAAUGUGAUGGAUUUGCGGAGUGGUAUUAAUAUGGCAGUCGAUGCUGUUUUAUCUGAUCUGAAAAGCAAAGCAUUGAUGAUAAGCACAUCAGAAGAAAUUAAACAGGUUGCAACUAUUUCAGCAAAUGGUGAAAGUGAGAUUGGAGAUCUUAUAGCUAGAGCAAUGGAGAAAGUUGGAAAGGAAGGAGUCAUUACUGUCGCUGAUGGGAAUACGAUGGAUAAUGAGUUAGAAGUGGUGGAAGGAAUGAAGCUAGCCAGAGGCUACAUAUCUCCUUAUUUUGUUACUGAUCAUAAGACCCAGAAAUGUGAACUAGAGAACCCCCUGAUCCUCAUUUAUGACAAGAAAAUUUCAGACAUGAAUUCACUUGUUAGAAUAUUGGAGCUAGCAGUACAGAAAAAAAGAGCACUACUUGUUGUGGCUGAGGAUGUUGAAAGUGAUGCACUUUCUAUGCUUGUACUCAAUAAGCAUCAUGCUGGGCUUAAGGUUUGUGCGAUCAAAGCUCCUGGUUUUGGGGAAAAUAGAAGAGCAAACUUAGAUGAUCUUGCCAUUCUUACUGGGGGAGAGGUUAUCACUGAAGACCGUGGUUUAACCCUUGACAAAGUGCAAUUUGAAAUGCUUGGAACUGCAAAAAAGGUGUCUGUCUCUCUUGAUGACACAAUAAUUCUACAUGGCGGUGGGGAUAAGAAGCUGAUUGAAGAAAGAUGUGCAGAGCUGAGGACAGCUAUGGAGAAGAGUGAUGCCGUGUUUGACAAGGAGAAAGCACAGGAAAGGCUAUCAAAGCUGUCUGGUGGUGUGGCUGUUUUCAAGGUUGGAGGGUCUAGUGAGGCAGAAGUUGAGGAAAGGAAGGAUAGGGUCACGGAUGCUUUAAAUGCUACAAGAGCGGCUGUGGAAGAGGGUAUUGUGCCAGGUGGUGGUGUUGCUCUUUUGUAUGCUGCAAAAGGUUUGGAAAGCCUUCCAACGGUAAAUGAAGACCAGAAAAGAGGCGUAAAGAUAAUCCAGAAUGCUCUAAAGGCACCUGCAUUCACAAUAGCCUCAAAUGCUGGUUUUGAUGGUGCACUGGUUAUUGGCAAAUUGUUGGAACAAGAUAAUCAUAAUUUGGGUUUUGAUGCUGCUAAAGGUGUAUAUGUUGACAUGGUGGAGGAGAGAAUCAUAGAUCCUCUCAAAGUGGUCAGAACGGCUUUAGUCGAUGCUGCCAGUAUCUCAUUGCUACUGACAACAAGUGAGGCAACUGUAUUUGACCAUCCAAAUGAGAAAAACAAAUCUCCGAGCCGCAUGCCAAAUAUGGAUCAGAUGUCCUAUUAGAGGACCAAUCUCAAAACCAGUUUUUAAUUAUUGCAUAUUUUUGUAUCCAUAUUUGGGCCUUUUGUCAUUCAUUUGUUAAAUCUGCCAAUAUAUGAAUUUGGAAGCCCAAACCUUUCUUUUAGGAGUUUAUACCCCAUAUAGAAAAUGAGUUACUAAAUCACGAUACAAAAUUCAUUUGAAUGAAAUUCUUAUUUGCUGAA
Molecule: messenger RNA, 2033 nt
Organism: Quercus robur (English oak)
Lineage: Eukaryota; Viridiplantae; Streptophyta; Magnoliopsida; Fagales; Fagaceae
Product: chaperonin CPN60-like 2, mitochondrial
Exons: 17
Coding region: 109-1833 (574 amino acids)
Biological process (GO): protein refolding
Cellular component (GO): mitochondrion; cytosol
Molecular function (GO): ATP binding; ATP-dependent protein folding chaperone
Source: RefSeq, a predicted model, not a curated record